ACAUUACAACCAUUUGUAAAUAAAAAAAAACUCUACCCAAAAUACGUAUCUGCCUUGUUAAGACCUCAAUAAAAGUGUGACGUUUAAACGCUGCCUAACAACUGCCGCCAGGGAAUGCAGUUGCUGCUCUUCGAGUGUGUGCGUGUCGCUUGCAUUCCAGCCAUAGCCGCCGUUAUGUGGUGGUCGCUCAAGCCGCAGGCAUCGAAACCAUGAUCAAUGACUGAAGGGACUGCGUACAGUUCGUGUGCAAGAGCCCACUGCGGAAGAUCGGUUCGUUGUGCAUAGUUUUCGUGUGCUUUUUUUUUCUUUGAAAAUUGUGGAAAAAAACAUAAAUCAUAAAACGUUCAGAUUUUAUGUGCUGUGAUUUGUGUGUGUGUGUGUGUGUGUGUGUAGUGUUAUCGCCUUGGUGUGUUCUUACACCGUUCCAGAAACAGGGAAGUGUUUGGUAGAAUAAUAAAUGCCCGGUGUCGUAAAUGUCCGGUGUGUUCGACAGUGAAGUGCGUACGUUUGUGUUUAAAUGUAAAUUGAAAAAAAAACACAAAACAAAAAGGCAUUCAAUUCGUCCAGGAAGUACCGUCUUCGUGGCAAAACGGAUGUGAAAAGGAAAUGGCUAGAGAAGAAAGGCAAAUGUGUAAAGAAUUGCGUGUAAAGCAAGGAAAAUAAUAAAUAAAAAUGUGUACAGUGCAAGUGUUGUAAAAGUGGUUUGUUUUGUACGAGAAAAAAAAAUGCAAUUAGGAAGCUGUAUUUCUGUGUUCAUUCUAAUACUACCAAUGGUAAACAAGAGGACAUUUGGUUCGCAAAAACGGGCUCCAAAUAGGUCAUAGUGAGCAGCAAAAAAAGCAAAAAUAAAUCGUUUUGUGAAAUAUACUUGAUGUGUAGUGUUCACUGCCUGUGUUGCAGUUGGUACGUUUGUGAAUAAAUAAAAGCUACAACCCGCACGUGCACACAAGAUGGGUCUUGCAUCGUCAAAAGCCGUCAACAGCAUUGCCGUGUCGUCGCAUGCUACCGGCCCAGACAAGAGCAAUGGCCGGCUGAGCAAGGAUAGUGUGAUCGUCGAGACGAACUAUCCGUCGAUGUCGACGGAUAUUCAGCAGCCCUGUUCGAUACUUCCGUCACCGUCCGGUAGCAGCAGUAUCGAUACCUGGAAAACGUCAAGCUGUCACGUCCGUCAGGCUAGCAUACGAUCGCGUAACCUGCAGCCUAUGCCCGAUGCCGGUGAACUUGAUCGACGAUUUGCAAAAGUUUUGGCAUCUAUGGACCUUCCGCCGGACAAAGCUAAGUUGCUGAAAAAUUAUGACAACGAAAAAAAGUGGGACAUCAUAUGCGAUCAGGAAAUGGUCCAAGCAAAAGAUCCUCCAGCACACUAUCUCACCAAACUUCGCACCUAUCUCGACCCGAAGGCAUCCCGCAGUCACAGGAAACGCAAGAUGGUGGGCGAGUCCACAUCCACGCAGGUGUUGCGCGAUCUGGAAAUAUCACUCCGAACAAACCAUAUCGAAUGGGUGAAAGAAUUUCUGGACGAUGAAAAUCAAGGUCUCGAUGCACUGAUAGAUUACCUCAGCUUUCGGUUGGCGAUGAUGCGCCACGAGCAGCGAAUUUUGGAAGCAAAAUCCGAAUCCGACGAGGGUCUGACAACGAAAGAACCGGCAGCUAACAGCUCGUACGGCAGUAACGAAGCGAAUCAUAAAAUAGCACCGAACGGAUUCAUGCGUCCCGGUUUGGGUGACAUGUUGGAUAGCCCGAGUAUAAAGCGACGUUCGCGACACAUCGCCAAGCUAAACAUGGGACUCACCACGGAUGACAUUCACGUGUGCAUCAUGUGCAUGCGCGCCAUCAUGAACAACAAGUACGGAUUUAACAUGGUGAUCCAGCACCGGGAAGCGAUCAACUGUAUUGCGCUCAGCUUGAUACACAAAUCACUCCGCACCAAGGCACUGGUACUGGAGCUGCUGGCAGCGAUAUGUCUGGUGAAGGGUGGGCACGAGAUUAUCCUGUUCGCGUUUGACAACUUUAAGAAAGUUUGCUCCGAGCAGCGCCGGUUUCAAACGUUGAUGGAAUAUUUUAUGAACUACGAGCUGUUUAACAUCGACUUUAUGGUGGCGUGUAUGCAAUUCGUUAACAUCGUCGUACACUCGGUGGAGGAUAUGAAUUACCGUGUGCACCUGCAGUACGAGUUUACCGCGCUCGGUUUGGACGAGUAUCUGGAGAAGCUACGGCUGACGGAGUCGGAGGAGCUGCACGUUCAAAUUUCCGCCUAUCUGGACAAUGUGUUCGAUGUGGCCGCCCUCAUGGAGGAUAGUGAAACGAAAACGGCCGCCCUGGAGCGGGUGAACGAGCUGGAGGACGAACUUGGCCGGGCGCUGGAUCAGGCGAGCGAAAUCGAACGGGAGGCACUGUUUAAGCUGGGCGAGCUGGAAGCGGAACUGAGCCGGACGCGUAGCGAACGGGACGAUUUGUAUAACAAGCAGCUGGUGGUUGAGGAUGAAAUAGUUAAACUAAAGCGCGCACUGAAGCAGCACGAACAAGAAUCCCAAAGCAGACAGUCGAUGCUGCUCGAGCUGGAAAAUCUAACCAAAACACUACCGAAAGGUACGUCCAUUGCGGACGUAUCGAAUCUGCUGGCGAAGGGUGGCUUAUCCGAACUAAGCCCGACCGGUUCGGGUGCAGCUGGACAGCAACAAGCACCACCCAUACCACCACCACCCGCCCCACCCAUACCACCCUCGGCGGCAAAUGCACCAAUGCCUCCUCCACCACCCUGCCCACCAGCACCACCCGGUGGACUGCUCAACGGAAGUGGUGAACCACCGAAAGCACCACCGAAACCGCCCACAUUCAUACCAGUGCCACCGCCGAUGGGUGGACCGCACGGUGGUUACAAUGCACUGCACUGUACGGACGGUGCGAUGACCAUAAAGCGCAAGGUGCAGCCAAAAUAUAAGCUUCCCACGCUCAACUGGGUCGCGCUCAAACCGAACCAGGUGCGGGGUACGAUCUUUAACGAGCUCGAUGACGAGAAGCUGCAUCGGCAGAUUGAUUUUGUCGAUUUCGAGGAGCGGUUCAAGAUCGGUAUGGGCGGCCCGGUCAGCAACGGCAACUGUGAUAUGGAUGGGUUGACUGCGUUCCCCAGCAAACGGUUCAAGAAACCCGAGCACAUUUCCCUGCUCGAGCAUACGAGAUUGAGAAACAUUGCAAUAUCUCGAAGAAAGCUAGAAAUGCCGGCCGAAACCGUUAUCAAAGCGAUCAACAAUCUCGAUCUCAAGCUGCUGUCGCUGGAGAAUGUCGAACUGCUGCAAAAGAUGACACCGACCGAUCAGGAACAGAAGCUUUACAAAGAGUAUGUGAUAGAGAAGAAAGAUCUGAACCAGUUGACCGAGGAGGACAAGUUUAUGCUGCAGCUAACGAAGGUUGAGCGGAUCUCGUCGAAGCUGUCGAUUAUGAACUACAUCGGCAACUUCUUCGAAUGUUGGCAUCUCAUCAGUCCGCAAGUGUACUCGAUCAUGUCUGCAUCCUCAUCUAUAAAAUCCUCGAAAAAGUUCCGCGCCGUGCUGGAGGUGAUACUAGCAUUCGGUAACUAUCUGAACAGUAGCAAGCGUGGUCCGGCCUACGGGUUUAAGCUACAGUCGCUCGAUACACUGCUCGACACCAAGUCGAACGAUAAGCGCAUGAGCCUGAUGCACUAUAUAGUGGCCACUAUCAGGCAGAAAUUCCCCGAACUGAUGAACUUCGAUACGGAGCUGUUCUGUAUCGAUAAAGCCGCCCAGGUAUCGCUCGAGAUGCUCAUCUCGGACGUGAGCGAGCUCGAGAAGGGUAUGGAAACGGUACGCAAGGAAGCGGAUUUACGGGGCAAAGGUACCCAAAGCCACGUGUUGCGCGAUUUCUUAGCCAACUCCGAGGAGAAGCUAAAGAAAAUCAAAACCGACUGCAAAACGGCACAGGAAUCGUUCAAAGAAUGCAUCGAAUACUUUGGCGAAUCAUCACGAAAUGCGGAUGCAAAUGCGUUCUUCUCACUGCUAGUCCGAUUCGUACGAGCAUUUAAGGUCUGUGAUCAGGAAAAUGAACAACGGCGCCGGUUAGAGGCAGCUGCUUUACAGGCGUCCGCUAAAAAGGACGAAGAGGAGCAAGUGGUGCUACGGAACAACAAAAUCAAUAAUCAAAAGAAGCAACAGGAAGCAGUCAUCAACGAGCUUAAGCUGAAAGCACACGCUGUGCGUGAAAAGAAGCUACUGCAGCAGGACGAAGUGUACAACGGUGCGCUGGAAGACAUUCUGCUGGGGCUGAAGAACGAACCCUACCGGCGUGCGGAUGCAGUGCGAAGGAGUCAACGCCGGCGAAUAGAUAGUAACAGGCUUUCGCGAACGAUGGAAGAGGUAGAAGUGUAAGGAUCGUGACGUUACCGAUCAGUUCAGCUUGCAAAAGAUGUAAAAGAUGUAAAAUACUGCCUAAGCUGAAUACGCCCGUACGAACACAGGUACUAUUUCACCGUGAGCAUUGUAUGUAUGAGUUAAGGGAACAUUUUGUAUAUGGUUUUAAGUGUAUCAAUUGUUCGCAUUGUAUCAUAUUCGUUCGAAAAUGUACAUAGUUGAUUUUAAUGCAGUAGUUCAAACAGACAGGAGAAAGUGUGUUAAACAUUGGCGAUGUUUCUCUUUUUUUUACAUGGAUUGUUCCUAAUAAUUUUAUAUUAAGAAAUCCAUAUCAUUUGGAACGAAUGCGUUGGAGAGGGGAUUUUUGUUUUAUCACAGUGUAUCCGCGCAGAGAGCAACCUGGCGAAUGACAAUAUAAUACAGCAAACGCACAUUCCAUUCACAUGCGCUUUAUGCUUUAGCAUAAAUUCGUUGCAUUUAAUGGAGAGAACAGGGAGACGAAAAAUAAAUAGUUACAACAUUACAAAAAAUAUUACAAAAUCGAAAACACAAUAUACGCACACAAACGUUUGUAGUAAUGUAAUGAAACGAUUUCAAGAUUGUUUUGUAACUUGAAACAUGUGAGGAAAUAUAUUUUUACGAAGCGCUGAUUUCAAAUUAGCUCUAUUUGGUAAAAGGGCUUUUACGAUGCAAAAAAAGGAAACAGAACGAAACGUAAUGAACAGUGAUAAUCAUGCCAGUCAGGAACGAAAAACAAAAACACACACACACAAAAGCCUUUUGCAAAAUGCACAAAAAGCAAACAAAAGCCUCAAGGACUGAAUCGAAAAUGUGAAUCUUUUUUGAACGGUUUUUUGCACCAAUCUGCUAGCGAUAGAAAUUUAACCAUUUUACAUACGUCCAACAAUGCAUGACAGCACACAAGUCUGGUAUUAAAACGACACGAUACGAAACGAAAUCAGAUGGAAAUGAUUUGAAUUAAACGGUGCUUACAAAAGUUGAAGAACAGGGGGCAGGUGAAAGAACGUUUUUAGACAUUGGAUAGGGAAAGUGGGAAAAGCAUUUAAGCGAGUGUAUAAAGUUUUGAUAAAAAAACGAAACAAACGAACAAGUAUGUACCAUUUUCACAUGAUAUUCUUGUAAAACGAUAUGUACCACUUUUGCAAACCCUUUUUUUGCUUCAAUAUAUACACAAACUAAGCUACAAUA
Anopheles funestus (African malaria mosquito) is the source of this 5573-nucleotide messenger RNA. It is a transcript of the gene Frl, whose product is annotated as formin-like protein. Lineage: Eukaryota; Metazoa; Arthropoda; Insecta; Diptera; Culicidae. Gene Ontology annotation, cellular component: cytosol. Gene Ontology annotation, molecular function: small GTPase binding; actin filament binding. The record is from RefSeq and is a predicted model, not a curated record. Gene Ontology annotation, biological process: regulation of cell shape; cortical actin cytoskeleton organization; cell migration. The transcript has 10 exons. Bases 951 to 4382 code for a protein of 1143 amino acids.